Polyodon spathula (Mississippi paddlefish) is the source of this 4461-nucleotide messenger RNA. RefSeq names its product leukemia inhibitory factor receptor-like. Gene Ontology annotation, biological process: cytokine-mediated signaling pathway. The coding region runs from base 309 to 3548 and encodes 1079 amino acids. The record is from RefSeq and is a predicted model, not a curated record. The transcript has 21 exons. Gene Ontology annotation, molecular function: cytokine binding; cytokine receptor activity. Gene Ontology annotation, cellular component: signaling receptor complex; external side of plasma membrane; membrane. NCBI's taxonomy places the organism in Eukaryota, Metazoa, Chordata, Actinopteri, Acipenseriformes, Polyodontidae.
UCCUUUGGUGUCGACACUGUCGGACGUCUGAUUUUUUUUUCUUUCUUUCUUUCUUUCAAGGAUGGUUUUGUUCUGCCUUCAGAUACCGUAACACUUGUGUUUUUGGUACAUUGAUGCUGUUACAGAGUACAAGGAAAGAAAAAGGAAACCCCGACAAAACGGAGGGAAUAGAGUUCAAACAAAAAAUAAACUAAACGAUAUCUUUGAUAUAUUGCUGUUCCAACGCAGGUGACGGGAAAGUAAACGGGGAUUCGGUGGGCUAUGAUUUGGUGGUUCUCUACUUUGGUCAGUGUACUAUAAAGCACAUAAUGCUGCCUAAACUGCACUUACAGACACUGCUGACCACAGUCAUGCUCUUGGCGCCGCAGGUGGAUGUGAGUGAAGAAGAUUCUCCCAAGGCUCCCACGGACCUGAAGUGCGCCACACAUGACAUGCUAACGUUCAUCUGUUCUUGGAGUGCUGGACCAGAAACAAACCUGAAAACCUCCUACAAAAUCUGUUACAAGCCAACUCACUGUGAGAGUGUUGAACGAAAUGUCAGUGGAAAAAUAAACCUGCCUCUGAUUGAAGCAGCACAAAUACACAUAACUGCAGUAAAUACGCUUGGAUCAGCCACUGCGACCUUUCAAGUCACCAAAAAGGACAUUACAUUUAUUCCCCCUGUGCCUCAGAAUGUUAAAGUUGUGCCAGAUUUUUCAUCUCAAACCUUGUCUUUGAAAUGGACUGGUGGUAUCUCAGCACUUGUUAUUCCCACAACCAUUGAAUUUGAGAUUCAAGUUCUCUGGACUGAAAAGAUGGAGGUUAUACACACUGAGAGUUAUGCAGCACAAUUAGAUAGCCAAAAUAAAACCUUUCAGUGGAGCUGGAUCUCUAGCAUGCCUUUGAAGUGCACCUCACACUCUGUGAGAAUUCGAUCCAUCAGCACUGAUAUUUUAAUGAGUUCAAAAAACAGCAGCAGUGACUGGAGCAAACUGCAAACUAUUCCAGGGGCUGAUGACUCAGAAAGUGUCAUGUUUCCAAAGGAUAAAGUUGUGAGUGUAGGCACCAACAUGACAUUUUGCUGUGUUGCUGGGAGAGGUCACCGUAUUAAAACUAUAAACUAUGGUGAUGAACAGCUGCCCUGCAAUGAAGUCGGGAACAGGAACAAGGCAAUCACCAAGUACAACCUGCCCCCUUCGGUUUCCAGUGGGACAAACGUCAUAUGUAAACUGGAUCCUGUUGGCGUUGCUGGGACUGUUGUGUUUGUAGGAUAUCCACCAGAUGAUCAACAGCUAGAGUGUGAAACACGUGACUUGCAGAAUAUUGACUGCCACUGGAGCCCUGGUAGACAAACCAUGUUAUUAGGAAAGCAUAAAACGUUCUACACACUCAGAGAAAGGUUUACAUUUUCAUGUCCUAAGGCUAAUGAUGAUGCUGAUCCCAAUGGUGAUAAAUACAAGUGCAGCUUUCCUGUGAUCAACGGCCACCAAAUGUAUGAAUUCCUGUUGAAGGCUAAAAAUCCUUUGGGAGAAGUCGAGACUAGUUACACGCUGAACCUGUAUACCAGAGUGUAUCCAUAUAGGCCCAGUAAGGUGGUGGUGUGUUAUAUUGGCUCUAGAGAAACUGAGCUAUCCUUGUCCUGGGGAGUGAGUUACAAAAAUAUGACCAAUCUCUGUCAGUUUGAGAUUAUAACUAACAAUAAGGAGAAAGAACUGAGGAAUUUUACUUUACCUGGCCAAGAAGCAAAUGCACUGUCUAAUGUCACUGUAAAGCAGUUGUAUCCAGACACAUCCUACAGCGUCCGCACUCGUUGUGCAUCUGCAGAGCAUUUUUGGAAGUGGAGUAGCUGGAGUAACAGUAAAACAUGGAAAACUAAGGAAGAGGCUCCAUCAAAAGCUCUGGAUGUUUGGAGAGAGAUUAAAAGGACUGAGCAUGGUCAAAAUGUAUUUGUCAAAUGGAAGCCUCUUCCCCACUCUGAUGCGAAGGGCACCAUUGUGAAGUAUGAAAUAACCUGGAAGGCUAUGAAUGAAGUCGGUGAGCAGUCAGCCUUUGCUCCUGUGUCUACCAACAGCACAGAGCUGCACCUUAACUUCAGCGAUUACAUCAUCUCGGUCAGAGCAAUCAAUUUGGCUGGCUCCUCUCCUACUUCUCAGAUCAGGAUCCUAGGACUGCUUGAAGAACAAGUUGAUGAACCCUCUAUAAUUUCUGGCACUCCCAGUGGCUUUAACCUGAGCUGGUCUCCUGGCACCAAUGAGACCUGUGGGUAUAUUGUGGAUUGGUGUCUUUUUCCAGACACACCGGAUUGUAAUUUGCAAUGGCAAAAAGUCCCACCCAAAACAACCCACACAGUGAUAACAUCAGAUAGCUUUAGACCUGGUGUGAGGUAUUCUAUUUCUGUCUAUGGAUGUUCACAGCACAAAGAGUACCUUUUGGAGAAGAUGGCUGGGUACACACAGGAGUUAGCUCCAAGGCGGGCUGUGAAGGUAAAAGCGGAAGCAAACUCUUCACAUACAGUCACUUUGUGGUGGGGGGACAUCCCGGUGCAGGAUCGCCGAGGUUUCAUUAAAGGAUACAGGGUGUACUAUGUCCCGCAGGUGAACUACAGUGCCAGAUCCCAGAAAUCAGUAGGUAUUAAAGAAGUGAUAGACAUCACAGAUCCUGAUGUCAGGAAUGUAAAGGUGACAAAUCUCCACAGCGCUACAUAUGAAUUCACAGUUAGGGCUUAUACUGCUGGUGGAGAGGGCAUUGGAGAACCUAUCAAUAUCAACUUGGUCGACAGCUCUUUGGGGUUAAUUCUUGCGAUUCUCAUCCCACUGGCGACUACCUGCUUCUGCGGAAUUCUUUUAGGGAUCUGUUACGCUAAGAGGAAUUGUGUGAAGGAGACUUUCUAUCCUGAUAUCCCCAAACCAGAGAUACAUGGGGAACAAUGGUCUGUUGGAGAGGGGAGGAGCUGUAACCCAACUUUUGAUGUGAAGCCUUUUAUGCCUGACAAAGUUUGUGUCAUAGAAAGCGUGCCUGGUAAAGAUGCAGAAGACUCUGAUAUAUGCAAAGUGGAAAUGGAUAAAUGUGACAGCGAGCAGAUUGAUGACAGCUGCUCUGAUACAUCCUCCAAACCCAUGCUUCCAUCGUACCAUCCCCAGAUAGUUGACUCUUACAAAGCUUCAUCAGAUAGCUCAAGUGGGUCCAUAGAUUCCUGUGCCACCCAGGUCACCUAUAGUGACAUUCAGCCACCAUCCAGUGGAUCAGUAAAUAACUUGGAAGUAAUUUCAGACUCUGGAUACAAGCCACAAAUGAGAACGCAUGUGCCUCUUCUAGAUGUGAAUCACACUCCUAAUCCACAGCAUCUUGAUCUUCCAGAACAGAGUGAGGGUUACCUGCCACAGGUAAAAGUAAACAACUGGAGCUUGUAUUCUCCUGAGGUGGAUGAGGCCACUGCGUGUAUCGGCAGCCCCACCUCUGUCAACUCUACUCAGUUCCUGCUGCCAGAUCAGGCUUCAGAGGAAGGCCCGUCCUCCCGAUCGAGCAGCUGGAAGUUCUCUAGCUUAAUGUCCAGUGAACAGAAACGUUAACCCAUCCCUUGGAACUGAAACAGCUGAGAGCACAGCUAAAAGAGCACCAGUUCCACGGAAAUACUUUUCUGCCGAGAAUGUGAAAUUCUGAUCUGUGUACCAGUCCAUAGUCUCAGCUUACGCAUUUCAAGCUUUGUCCUAACCUGUUCUUUAAUUGUUUUCCCAUGGUUAACUAUGUUCUGUAUUAAGACUGCAUAGCAUUAUGAUUCCCUGAUAACUACCAGAAAGGGGUAUGUGAGUGUGGAUAAAUAACAAAGUUAAAAAUUGGAAACCUCAUGGUUGGAGUUGUCUUAAUCCCACCAGUCGAUGCCCUUCAAAGCAAAUGGGACUUAGGACCUUGAAUCUCACAGAAAUUCAAUUUAAACAACCAAUCCAAAAUAUAACCUAAAAACACAAUUUACAAAAUGUCUAUAUACUAUACACACACAUACAGGUUUAUAAGUAAUGUGGCUUCUGCUUUUGGAUGUCAAUAUUUAAAUAUGGUCAUAUAUUUGGUUGGGACUGUCCAUAGAAUAGCCAAUAGAUGAAUGAAUAUGAACGUAUUUUUUAUUAAAACCAACAUGACUCUGUACACUGCUGCUAGCUAGCAUGACUGACUGAGGCAGUUAGCAUAAGCUGUUAGAUUCUUAUAAUACCUACUUACAUGUUGAUCUUUUGUCUGUGCUGUUUCAGAGCUUCUUUAUUGUAUGUCUGAUAUCCCUUUUGAGGGUAGUCAAUCGGUGCAUUUAGAGAAUUCCAAUAUUUUUCGGAAAACCUAAUUCCAAUAUCAAAAGUCACGUAAGCACAGUUUUCAGAAAAUGUAUCGGAAUAUUCUGAAAGUCAGUAUUCAGAAAGCCCAACACCUAGAAAUUUCCGAUUAAAUUCCGAAAAUUAACAAAAUGUAUAUCAUGUAAAAACACUUUUCGGAAAACUU